UCGUCUUCUUUUUCGUCUUCCAUCAUUUCUGUCGCCUCCUCCUUGUGCUGUGCCUCGUCCUUACGGCGGACCCACAUGAACAUUGUAAAUAGUCGACGAACGACAGUCCGCUGGAGCGAUACGUUAUCCUAGUGCCAACGAGGAUCUAUCGGUCCGAGGAUCUUUUCUUGUGAUUACCGUCAGUGUUUCCGGAAGGAUGGAGGCGAAGAUGGAACCGUUGACACCUCCGCAUACGCCGCCCACUCUGGACAGAUCGAUACAACAGCAUCAUCAGAUGCAGAUCACGUCGCCCAGGUGGAUCAGGUCUCAGCAACUAACUGGGAGAUUCAUGCAGCAGCAACCGACCGGACAAAAUGUCGGCUAUCAAGCCGCAUUCUUGGAUAAUUGGCUCAGAGGAGCUGCGUUGCUCGCUGUCAGGGGUUGUUGCCCUCAGACACCGUCCACGCAUCCUUAUCAUCAUCAUCAUCAUCAUCAUCAUCAUCAGGGUCAUCAGGGACUGCAUCCCGCGCUUCCUGUACCGCCUCCCGCCUCCUUUCUUACCAGGAGACUGCCUGGACAGAGGCCCAAGAAACAGUUCAUUUGCAAGUUUUGCAAUAGGCAGUUCACUAAGAGCUACAAUCUGCUGAUUCACGAGAGGACGCAUACGGAUGAACGUCCUUAUUCCUGUGACAUCUGUGGAAAAGCGUUCAGGAGGCAGGAUCAUUUGAGAGAUCAUCGGUAUAUCCACAGCAAGGAGAAACCUUUCAAAUGCAGCGAAUGUGGAAAAGGAUUUUGUCAGAGCAGGACUCUGGCGGUGCACAAGAUUCUCCAUAUGGAAGAAUCGCCGCACAAAUGUCCCGUCUGCUCCAGGAGUUUCAAUCAAAGGAGCAACCUGAAGACACACCUCCUUACACACACAGACGUGCCGCAGGAUUUAAGGAUGGAAGCACCGGUCGCUCCGGAAUCCAGAAUCAACGCUUCUACUACUAUCAGACAGAUGGCGGAGAGGGUGAGUGGACUGAUCCCGAUUCAGAGGACCAGCACCACCACCCCUAAGCUAGGUUUCAGUAUAGAGGACAUUAUGAGACGUUGAAGGAGCUUUUUCUCCUUUUUAGUAGAGAUGUUCUUGUCGUUUUGGGAGUCAGUGUGAUUGCUUCAUUUUCUGUGGUAUUUUACCUUUUCUGUGGAUUAUAAGGGUUCUCACCUAAUAAUAAGGAUGUUUUAAUAUGUGCUAUUUUUUGAUAAUUGUUUUUGAACGAAGCACACUGAUUUCGAAUGUAUUAUACGUCACGUUGUAAAUAUGCUUUCAUUUAAAUUAUUCGACACUUAUCCAUGUAACAUGUAAAUAGUCGUGUAGAUAUUUAACUGUAAAUAAAAUAGUAGAUAAACCGAUUGAUAGGCUAUAUUUCGCGUAGAAUUUUGAGUGUCUCAUUAACUUCUAUUAAUUUUUUUAA
Osmia bicornis bicornis is the source of this 1433-nucleotide messenger RNA. It is a transcript of the gene odd, whose product is annotated as protein odd-skipped-like. Bases 197 to 1072 code for a protein of 291 amino acids. Gene Ontology annotation, molecular function: RNA polymerase II transcription regulatory region sequence-specific DNA binding; DNA-binding transcription factor activity, RNA polymerase II-specific. Gene Ontology annotation, cellular component: nucleus. The record is from RefSeq and is a predicted model, not a curated record. The transcript has 2 exons. Gene Ontology annotation, biological process: regulation of transcription by RNA polymerase II; embryo development; embryonic pattern specification. NCBI's taxonomy places the organism in Eukaryota, Metazoa, Arthropoda, Insecta, Hymenoptera, Megachilidae.